Encephalitozoon intestinalis ATCC 50506 is the source of this 969-nucleotide messenger RNA. RefSeq names its product KTR mannosyltransferase. Lineage: Eukaryota; Fungi; Microsporidia; Unikaryonidae. The record is from RefSeq and is a predicted model, not a curated record. The transcript has a single exon. Bases 1 to 969 code for a protein of 322 amino acids. Gene Ontology annotation, molecular function: alpha-1,2-mannosyltransferase activity. Gene Ontology annotation, cellular component: membrane; Golgi apparatus. Gene Ontology annotation, biological process: cell wall mannoprotein biosynthetic process; protein N-linked glycosylation.
AUGCUUCUACUUCUUACAAUUGUUGGAAUAGUGGUCUGCAGGGAAAAUGCAGUGAUUCUGAUUCUCUGUAGGAACAGCGACAAGAAUGGCAUAACAGAAACGAUAAAGAAUUUCGAAGAGGUGUUCAAUAGAAACUUCGGAUAUCCUUAUGUAUUUCUGAACGAUGAGGAGUUUACCGAGGACUUCAAGAAAGCUAUAAAGGAUGUUACAUCUAAUAGUGUUGAGUUUGGAAGACUCGAGCCCGAGGAGUGGGAGAUUCCAAAGUGGAUAGAUAUGGAGAAGGCAAAGGAGGAAAUGAAGAAAAUGGAAGACAGGAAAAUCAUCUAUGGAGGGUCUCUAUCAUACAGGAAGAUGUGCAGGUUCUUUUCUGGAUUCUUCUACAGGAACAAGCUUGUCCAGAAGUAUGACUAUUAUUGGAGGAUAGAGCCAGAUGUAAAGUUCCUGUGCCAGAUAGAGUAUGAUCCGUUCACAUAUCUUCGGGAGAACAACAAACAGUAUGGGUUUGUGAUAUCCUUGGUUGAGUUUAUGGAGACGAUUCCCAGUCUGUUUGGAGAGGUGAUAAAGUUUGCAACACAUAACCUGAACUUGAUCAAAAAGGCCAAUGGAAAUAGAUUCAUACUAAACAAGGACGGGUCAUACAACGGAUGUCAUUUUUGGUCCAACUUUGAAAUAGCAAACUUUGGAUUCUUUAGAAAUGAAACAUACCAGAAGUACUUUGAUUGGUUAGACAAGGCUGGGGGGUUUUUCUACGAAAGAUGGGGUGAUGCGCCUGUGCACAGUAUUGCAGCAUCUCUCUUCCUGGAUAAGGAUCAGAUCCACUUCUUCAGCGACAUUGGGUAUGAGCAUCCUCCAUUCCAGCAUUGUCCAAGAGAGGCGUCCAUGAGAUCGAAAUGCAAGUGCAGUAUUUCGAACUCGUUAGACUUUUCUCCAAAUUCGUGUCUGGGCUUGUACAUAAAGUCUCUUUUGUGA